Acipenser ruthenus (sterlet) is the source of this 3108-nucleotide messenger RNA. RefSeq names its product sperm-associated antigen 16 protein-like. NCBI's taxonomy places the organism in Eukaryota, Metazoa, Chordata, Actinopteri, Acipenseriformes, Acipenseridae. The transcript has a single exon. Gene Ontology annotation, biological process: axoneme assembly. The record is from RefSeq and is a predicted model, not a curated record. The coding region runs from base 289 to 2172 and encodes 627 amino acids. Gene Ontology annotation, cellular component: axonemal central apparatus. Gene Ontology annotation, molecular function: protein binding.
AUUGACACAAACAGAGUCCAUCUGAAAACAGUCUCGAGAAACAUUUAUUGUUGAGAAUACAGUACUGUAGUCAAAUUGAGAUAACAUAAGCCUUAAAAUAAUAAAGCUAUUUACAGGUUUUUUCCCCCACCCACAAAUGAUCUUCAUAGCGGCAGAACAAAAUAGUUUUCAGUUGAACUUGAAUAGGUUCCUGCUCAAUACAACUUCGCGCGAGACGUCGUCAAUGGGUCGCUAAGCAACAGGUGGUAUCUAAGUCAACAAUAAACAAACUCAGAGAAGAAACGCAGCAUGGCGAAUUCACGAGCACCAGCACCAGUAACGGCAGACGAGAUGGUAGACGCAGCGUUUUACCUGGAGAAAGUUUCAAUAGCUGACGAUUCAGAGGAUGGCUAUGAAUACGAAGAGGUCCCAGCAGAUGAUGACUGGAGCAUCACAGAGGGGGAUGACGAUUUGGAAAACACAGUGAAAGCCAUCUCUGAACAAACAGAUAACACACAGGCAGCAGACCAGAGGGCAGCCUUAGCCAAACAGCCAGUUUCUCACAAGCCGGAGGCAGUGGACGAUUUCCUCAGAAACUUCCUCAUAAAAAUGGGCAUGAGCAAAACCCUUGACUGCUUCCAGACAGAGUGGUAUGAGAUGACAUACAGAGGCCUGCUGAACGCGGAGCAGGUAGGGUUUGUCCCUGACGUGUACUCCCACAAUCAGCACCUGGAAAACGAGAUUAAAAGCCUGAAGAAAGAACAGGGGACUUACAAGCGGGCUGCUUUGAAAGCUGGGGAUGUUCUAGUGAAGCUGCGGAAGGAACGGGAUUUUCACAGGAUGCAGCACAAGAGGGUUGUGCAGGAAAAGAACAGGCUCAUCAGUGACAUCAAAAGGCUGAAAACGCACUAUGCCUCAUACGAGCCAGCGCUGAGGCAGCUGCAAGACAAAUAUAAAACUGCUCUGAAGCACAAAAUGCUCACAAGCUUGGAGAGGGACAGAGCCGCGGGGCAGAUCACUGGGUUACAAGCAACACUGCGUAAUAUACAGCCUGAGCAGCAGAUGCCUCCUCUGAGCACUGCGAUACAGAGACCUUGCAAAGAGGCUAGUGGGGCACAGGGAGGCUGCAGACAGAAACAGGAGAGCAGGGAGAAGAUGCUGCUCACAGAUUUGGUUGCUCCAUACGAUCCCGCGAAAGACCCAACCAAGCAGACUGUUAACAAGUACCCAGAUGAUUCCGAAUUUCCUCUCGAUACCCGAGUGAACCCCAACCUCGCCCAGGUCAAAGGCCAAGCCAGUCACGUGACCAGGUCCAGUGGAUACAGGCUAACCAACACCCUGAAAGUGCACGAGCUGGCUGUUAGCAGCCUGGCAGCGCACCCUCGUAAGCAGAUCGUAGUGACUACCAGCGAUGACUGCCACUGGAAGAUGUGGUCAGUCCCUAACGGGGACAUCAUAAUGGCUGGAGAAGGGCACAGCGAUUGGCUGUCCAGCUGCUGCUUUCACCCCGAGGGCAAUAAGCUGGCAACUACCAGCGGGGACACAACUGUGAAAAUCUGGGACUUCUCCAAGGGCGAGUGUGUGCUCACGUUCGAGGGGCACACUCACGCGGUUUGGGGCUGCUCCUGGCAUUCCUGUGGUGACUUCCUGGCCUCCUGUUCUAUGGACAACACCAGCAAGAUCUGGGACCUGAACAGCAAGAGAUGCCGCUACACUCUGCGUGGGCAUGCCGACUCGGUUAACAGUGUAGAGUUCCUGCCCUUCUCCAACACUCUGCUCACAAGUUCUGCAGACAAAACCCUCUCGCUCUGGGAUGCAAGAACUGGUCUCUGCGCUCAGACAUUUUAUGGGCAUCUGCACUCCUGUAACCACGCCACCUUUAACUUGACGGGCGACACCGUUGUGUCAUGCGACUCCUACGGGGUAGUGAAGCUUUGGGAUGUGCGGAAGGUGGCGGCGAUGUUAACCGUUGACACAGGUCCUCACCCUAGCAACUGUGCCACCUUUGACCUAUCAGGUCGUCUGGUGGCUAUAGCCAGCAAUGACGGAGCAGUGAAACUCCUGGAUCUUGCAUCUGGGCAGGUCUCAAGUUUAUUGGGACAUGAGGAUGCCGUACAGAGUGUGAUCUACGACUGCAAGGGUGAAUUCCUUCUGUCAGGCAGUUCUGAUGGUACUGUGCAGGUCUGGUCUUGAAAAUAUACUUCGUACAGCUGUAAUAGAAUAGAAUAUGUUCAUUAUAUAUCUGCUUCUGUGUGUGGAUUUGAUGAGGUUUUACUGAUUUCCUAAUAAUUUUUUUUUAAAAAAAAACUGUACUAUUGGGCUUGCCUUCUCUGAUUGCAUAACCCUAAAACCCUUAAGUCUCUGUACUGUAUCAAUAGCAAACACGUGGUUCAGUAUUGAUAACUUAGUGAUAAAUACUGGCAAUACCAUUCAUACCAAAAUGGAAAUGCAAACAUCAAUUGCUUUAUUUUGAUAUGCAUGGUAACUUAUUAUAAUCACCAUUUAUAAACACCAACAUAUAUAAACCAAUUUCUUAACACUAGCAAUAGUAUCACCCUAAUACUCUACCCUUGCAGUAUACUACAUUCUUAGAAGGAAUACCUGUCAAGCUAAAUAUUUAGUUUUAAUGCUCUUUGUAGCAUGAAUAGUGUAUUUCUUAAAAUUAAGUGUAACCACAAGAGUUUGUACUUCUGUUUAUUUAUUUUUUGGCUUUAUUCUAAAUAUUUAUGAAGAAUGAUUUGUACAGAAUUGUGCAGGAACAACUAUUAUUAUUUUCAGGAAGAAGUAAAACAAUAAUUCAUUAUUACUACGUCAUAUUUUUUAAAUAAACUUUAACAAAAAACAGAUUGCAUUUAAACACUUAUCCCACUGUCAGUUUGCAACAUUGGACCACUAGAUGGCACCAGCUGAGUUGAAUACUGUGCAUCUUACCAUCUCCCAAGGUGACACUUGCAGCACAGCAGUGUACAGGUCUGGAUUCUGGAACAUACAGUACUUGACCAGCACUGGUUGUCACCAGUAGUCUAGAAUGUGCAAUGGAAGCCCCUCCUGAAAGGAAAGAGAAAUCUGAUUGUUGGUGGUACAGAUAUCGAAAUGCAAAUUGAUGAAGGGGCUUCUUAAUUACAAAAA